Messenger RNA from Tripterygium wilfordii, 1542 nucleotides. RefSeq names its product glyoxylate/hydroxypyruvate reductase HPR3-like. Gene Ontology annotation, cellular component: cytosol. The coding region runs from base 170 to 1189 and encodes 339 amino acids. The transcript has 3 exons. Gene Ontology annotation, molecular function: NAD binding; hydroxypyruvate reductase [NAD(P)H] activity; glyoxylate reductase (NADPH) activity. NCBI's taxonomy places the organism in Eukaryota, Viridiplantae, Streptophyta, Magnoliopsida, Celastrales, Celastraceae. The record is from RefSeq and is a predicted model, not a curated record.
GCUUCAUGGCCAAGGAAAAAAAGUCACCUUUUUAGGGUUGAUGUAAAAGGAAAGGUAAAUAAUUUUCGUAUACAAGGCUGUUAAACGCUUAGAAAGAAGAACGAUUGUCAGAUUGAAUCAUGGCCCAUACCUACAUUCCACGCACCUCUGAUGGCCAGUGCUCGGGAAGAUGACCAAAUCGCAAAUCAUGGACACUGAAAUUCAACUUGAUCAUCGCAAAUCCCAACAGCUCCCGCAAGUACUAGUGCUCAAACCCCCACCAGUCCUCACUGUUAUCGGUGAACAUUCUUUUUCCUCUCCCAAAUUCAACUUUUUGAAAGCCUGGGAGUCUCCGCUCCCUCUGCACCAAUUCCUCUCCACUUAUGCUCACUCCGUCCAAGCCAUCCUCUGCUCCGGUUACUCCCCGGUCAACGAGGAGCUCAUCCGCCAGCUGCCGUCCUUGCGCCUCGUCGUUACUGCCAGUGCUGGAAUUAACCACAUCGACCUGUCGGCAUGCUGGCGGCACGGAAUAGCCGUUACUAAUGCUGGCUCUGUGUUCUCCGAUGAUGGUGCAGAUGCAGCGAUUGGGUUGUUGAUUGCCGUUCUUAGGAAAAUAUCCGCUGCUGAUCGGUAUGUGAGAAGAGGGCUCUGGGCUAAAGAGGGAGAUUUCCGUCUCGGUUCCAAGUUGGGAGGCAAGCGAGUUGGGAUUGUUGGAUUGGGAGGUAUUGGCUCUGAAGUUGCUAAAAGGAUUGAGGCAUUUGGUUGCUCUAUCUCGUACAACUCCAGGAAGCAGAAGGCAUCUGUGUCCUACCCCUUCUUUUCUGAUGUCUGUGAACUAGCAGCUAACAGUGACAUACUCAUCAUUUGUUGUGGAUUAACUGAACAAACUCACCACCUAAUCAAUAGACAGGUAUUGUUGGCAUUGGGGAAGGACGGUGUUGUUAUCAACGUAGGACGUGGGGCUAUUAUCGAUGAGAAAGAGUUGGUUCAAUGUUUGGUGCAAGGGGAGAUUGGAGGUGUUGGCUUGGAUGUAUUUGAGAAUGAGCCUGAUGUUCCGAAAGAGCUACUUGAAUUGGACAAUGUCGUACUCUCGCCACAUCGAGCUGUCUUUACACCUGAAUCUUUCAUGGACUUGUGUAGACUUGUGGUGGGUAACUUGGAAGCAUUCUUCUCAAAUAAACCUUUGCUUUCUCCAGUCAUGGCUGAAUGAAUCGAUCAAUAUGCAGAAGAGAUCGAAGCAUUGGCAUCGUAUUAGGUAACUUGAUCACGGGAGAAGACAGCUAUUACUUAUGCUCCUUUAAACUCUUCUUGGAAGAGGCUGAAUCUACCAUUUUCUGUCACAGGACUAGUCAAUACCUUUCACCCAUUCAUGUCUUGGCUAAGAGCGGAUGGUUAGGAGUGAAGUUGUUAUGGCUGUGGGGUGUUAUUUAGUCUUAGUGGCUGGUGCUGCAUGAGAGUCUUUUAACAAAUUCUUUAUUAUACCUACUCAAAUACAAUUUAUUAUUUUUGACAAUUUACAACAUCUCUAUUAAACAACAACUGCAUUUGUAUGUCUAUCAUAAA